This is a messenger RNA of Notodromas monacha, 1322 nucleotides long. NCBI's taxonomy places the organism in Eukaryota, Metazoa, Arthropoda, Ostracoda, Podocopida, Cyprididae. The record is from the annotation of a GenBank genome assembly.
ACAAUAUUUAUUACCUUCCUCAGAUACUUAAUCCAGUGAAUAAUCGUUCAUAUCGCGACAUAAUGAAAAAAAUAUAUAUACGGUAUACGAAUAAAAAAUACAUCAACUGUGGAUGCAUCGUUUGAAGGUCGGGCUGAGGCAGCAUGGCCGGGCCCAGGGCACACCUCGGCAGCGUGCUGGAGGGCCAGCUGGCCCAAAGUCAGGUCAUGUCCAGCAUGCAGAUCCACGUGCACGUGAACCACCUGCUCCUCGCCGAGGCCAAACACCGGGUUUUCGGGGAACCCUUCCAGAUGAGUGAGGACUACGUGCAGAUUGAGCUCUUGGAGAGGAGUCGGUAUGUGCGCAUUGGCAACACUAACCGGUCAUUUCGCUCUGCGGGGUCGUCCUUCAACACGAGACACAAGUCGUUUGCACCUCGCGUGUUGGAACGGGUCUUGCGAGUGGACUCGAGGAGUGACCUGGCUGCUGUCGAGUCCAUGCAAGUCAACCCCAUCAUCACUUCUUUCAGUGGAAAUGUACGAGCGAAUCAAGCCCAGCAAAAUGCUGAUGGACGCCUGCAGUCGGACACCAGGCCAACGAGAAUACUGCCCAGUUUGAUUUUCACGGCGGAAGUCCUCAAAUAUCAAAAGUGGCUGCAAGAGCGACUUGAGGAGUAUGCUGGUUUGCAGCAGCAAAUCAUUUCCGCAGUUUUGGCCGCCAUCCGGGAAGUGAAUGACCCGGACGUGGCGUCCCAAGGGAUCCCGUCAAACAUGCAGCCCGACUACCGCAGGCAUCUCGGCGACACCAUACAGAGGAACACCAGCAAACAAGAGGAAUACACGAAACUGGUCAUCGGCGCCAUUGCUGCGGUGGAAUAUGAUGCUGUUGCGGAUCGAGAGCUGGAGGAGACGUUGCGGGAUCACAUAGAGGAUUUUGGCUUAUCUGGACGGCCUUCGAGUUCUCGUGGGUUGGUCAGCGGAAAUGCCACAAUGGACCUGACGGCGGCGUCCUUGACGACGUCUCCGAUUGCCCGCCUGCUCAACUACAAAGUCGACAGGAGAGACGCCGCCAUGAAGACCAUCAUCAAGGCAACAAAGUCUUGUUCAUCCACGAAUAGGAGAUUCGACAUCAUAUUUAAAGACGGGGUUUCACUCGGCCUAUGCAUAGGUGAACAGAAUGUGAAAAAAUUCAAGGGGCCUUUGGAGAACAUUCUGCACGAUCAGCUGGAAUUUCUAGUGAUGAACCAGCAGAGAUUUUCCAAGCAGUUGACUGGAAGUCUUUCACCACACGCAUCAGUGCCGCCCAGUGGAGUGCUGAAUACUACGAAAGAGUUCAAGAAACGG